CGUUAAUUAAGAGCCCUUGAUUUUUACGUUGAGAAAUCUUAACGUAAUUUACUUUUAACCUGCGGCUGGGGGCAUCGGAGAGAAACGCCUCCGUCUCUAUAUAAGGCAUUUCCGGCCUCGUUGCGGGCCUUUUUUCCUGUUAGCGCUCGGCAGUGACCGUCUGCGCUCCUCUUUUCCUCCGCUGCCUCCCAGUUCCCUGUCAGCCGUCGCCAUGGGUUUUGGAGACCUGAAAAGCCCCGCCGGCCUCCAGGUGCUCAACGACUACUUGGCGGACAAGAGCUACAUCGAAGGGUAUGUUCCAUCACAAGCAGAUGUGGCAGUAUUUGAAGCAGUCUCCGGCCCACCACCUGCCGACUUGUGUCAUGCCCUACGUUGGUAUAAUCACAUCAAAUCUUACGAAAAGGAAAAGGCCAGCCUGCCAGGAGUGAAGAAAGCUUUGGGCAAGUAUGGCCCUGCUAAUGUGGAAGACACCACAGAAAGUGGAGCUACAGAUAGUAAAGAUGAUGAUGACAUUGACCUCUUUGGAUCUGAUGAUGAGGAGGAAAGUGAAGAAGCCAAGAGGCUAAGAGAAGAACGCCUUGCACAGUAUGAGUCAAAGAAAGCCAAAAAACCAGCACUUGUUGCCAAGUCUUCCAUCUUAUUAGAUGUGAAACCUUGGGAUGAUGAGACAGAUAUGGCAAAACUAGAGGAGUGCGUCAGAAGCAUUCAAGCAGACGGCUUAGUCUGGGGCUCUUCUAAACUAGUUCCGGUGGGGUAUGGAAUUAAAAAACUUCAAAUACAGUGUGUAGUUGAAGACGAUAAAGUUGGAACGGAUAUGCUGGAGGAGCAGAUCACUGCUUUUGACGAGUAUGUGCAGUCUAUGGACGUGGCUGCGUUCAACAAGAUCUAAAAUCCAUCGUGGAUCAGUGCUCUUAAAUAAAAGCUUGAAAGACA
Lagenorhynchus albirostris (white-beaked dolphin) is the source of this 933-nucleotide messenger RNA. RefSeq names its product eukaryotic translation elongation factor 1 beta 2 (gene EEF1B2). Lineage: Eukaryota; Metazoa; Chordata; Mammalia; Artiodactyla; Delphinidae. The transcript is spliced from 6 exons. Gene Ontology annotation, molecular function: guanyl-nucleotide exchange factor activity; translation elongation factor activity. The record is from RefSeq and is a predicted model, not a curated record. Gene Ontology annotation, biological process: translational elongation. The coding region runs from base 212 to 889 and encodes 225 amino acids. Gene Ontology annotation, cellular component: eukaryotic translation elongation factor 1 complex; cytosol.